AUUGUGCGUUAGAAUUUUUGGCAAACAGAACGAAUGUUUUUAUAGAUGUUAUUAAGCUUAAACGUGUGUAAAGUUCAAAGUUCGCCUCAGAUAUACCAAUUUGAUAUUUCAAAAUGCAUACUUUUCGCCGAUUUUCAUCACAACUUUGUGUUAGAUAUCCUAGAAGACUUGUCAAGAGUCCCCUAGGUGUUAACAGAUGUAUGUCAAGUACGGAAAAACCGUCUGAUUUGCUUAUCCAUUCCUCAAAAAUACCCAAAGGUAUUUUAGGGCAGCCUACAUGCCACACUCAUCCCCACCUGAUACCUAAUGGUCAGUUAACUUGCGGCAUCACUCAGCAAGAGUACAAAGAGAGGAGGGACAGUCUGUUGUCAAAGUUAUUGGAGGAAUCAGAACAUAUACACAAAUCUCAUAUUCUAGUUAUACCUGCAGCUUGUAAACAGUUUAUGUCAGAUAAGAUACCAUAUGUGUUCAGACAAAAUUCUGACUUCUUCUACCUAACAGGAUGUCUAGAGCCCUCAGCCAUUUUAGUAAUGGUUAAACUAGCUUUGGAUGCUAGUUAUAAGACUAUACUUUUUGUGCAUGAGAAGGACAGUCAUGCAGAGUUGUGGGAAGGGCCUCGCACUGGAUGCUCACUUGCUGCCUCUCUGUUCGGUGCAGACGAGGCACGUCCAGUUGAAAAUUUCAAUAAUUAUAUUCAUAGAAUAGUUUCCUCAACGAAACCCAGUGUGGUGUGGUACCAAAACGAAAGUCCAGCCAACCCUGAAAUCCACGAGAGCGUCCGUUCCGCACUCCGCACAGGCCACGUGUCACUGGAGGAACCUCAGAAGUACUUGCACCAGAUGCGAGUGGUCAAGUCACCAGCGGAAGUAGAGCUCAUGAAGGAGGCAUGUUACAUCGGCUCGCAGUCCGUCAACCUGGCCAUGGCGUGCACCAAACCUGGUAUAUCUGAGCACGCGGUGUCGGCUAUUCUGGAGUACUCGAGCCGAAUGUCGGGUGCGGAGCACGCCGCGUUCCCGCCGGUGGUCGCGGGCGGGGCACGCGCCACGCACAUCCACUAUGUAGCCAACAACCAGAUACUUAACCCAGAGGACAUGCUGCUUGUGGAUUCCGGUAGUCAAAGAUGGCUCUACAAUUCCGACAUAUCCCGCACUUGGCCCGUUUCGGGCAAGUUCUCGAAACACCAUCGGAUAUUAUACGAGCUAGUUCUAGCUGUACAGAAACGUCUCAUAGAACUACUGAGCGAGCAUCGUCCGCCGCUCGACCACCUAUUUGACCACAUGUGUCGCCUGCUCGGCAUGCACCUCCAGCAGGAGGGAAUCCUGCCGCGGAACAUCGACAACAAUGAACUUAUUGGGAAAGCGUACCGCCUGUGUCCGCACCACGUGUCGCACUACCUCGGUCUGGACGUACACGACGCACCGCUCGUGCGGCGCCGCGUGCCCGUACGCACUGGGAUGAUCGUCACCGUAGAACCAGGUAUCUACAUCCGCCCAGACGACGAAUCCGUACCGCCAGAGUUCCGAGGGGUCGGCAUCCGGAUAGAAGAUGAUGUGCUGAUCACCGAUGGAGAACCGCUCAUACUCACAGACGCUUGCGUGAGAGAAGUCGACGACAUCGAGGCUAUUGUGGGCAAACAGAGCAUUUGAGGAACACUUGUUUUAAGAACGGACCAGCAAAUGUCCAGUGGCGUGCACUUCAUAUAUGCACA
Pararge aegeria (speckled wood butterfly) is the source of this 1708-nucleotide messenger RNA. RefSeq names its product xaa-Pro aminopeptidase 3-like. NCBI's taxonomy places the organism in Eukaryota, Metazoa, Arthropoda, Insecta, Lepidoptera, Nymphalidae. The transcript has 10 exons. Gene Ontology annotation, cellular component: mitochondrion. Gene Ontology annotation, molecular function: metalloaminopeptidase activity; manganese ion binding. Bases 114 to 1646 code for a protein of 510 amino acids. The record is from RefSeq and is a predicted model, not a curated record.